Messenger RNA from Mandrillus leucophaeus (drill), 1074 nucleotides. Its product is annotated as uroplakin-3b-like protein. The transcript has 5 exons. NCBI's taxonomy places the organism in Eukaryota, Metazoa, Chordata, Mammalia, Primates, Cercopithecidae. The record is from RefSeq and is a predicted model, not a curated record. The coding region runs from base 457 to 1074 and encodes 205 amino acids.
GCUGGAGUGCCGUGGUGCCAUCUAGGCUCACUGCAGCCUCAACCUCCCAGGCUCAAGUGAUCCUCCCACCUCAGGUCCUAAAGGAAGAGUCACUACACUGGGGACUGUUUGGACAAGGAGAUCCACGGGGCAGACUUGGCGGGAUAGUGCCUGGGGCAGCUUGGAUCCUGGGGCUGCCUCCUCCUUCCUCAGCCCCUCCCUGGUCAGGCGCUCCUGGGGUGGGGUGGGGGAGUCCAGGCUUGUCUUGCAACUGAUUGUUCUCUUCGGACCCUCCCUGGCGAUGCCAGAUUCACUGGGCCGGCAGAUUCUGCCCCCAAACCUGUCCAACCAGUUGUUCGAGAGGAGGGGGUACCUGGGAGGGGCAACAGGAGAUGCCAGGAACAGCUUCCCCUAGCCCAGCACAGACUACAGACCAGGGAGCCUCUGGAGCUGCAGACACUGCAGACAGACAGACAGAUGGACAACAGCUGGAGGCUUGGCCCGGCCAUGGGGCUCUCUGCGGGACAGUCCCAGCUGCUAAUGUCGCUGUUGCUGCUACUGACCCAUGUCCAGCCUGGGACAGGCGUGACUGCCCCAGAGCACAUCAACUAUGUGCCCCAGCUCUCAAACGACACCCUGGCGGGGAGGCUCACCCAGUCCACCUUCACGCUGGAGCAGCCUCUGGGCCAGUUCCACAGCCACAACAUCUCUGACUCGGAUACCAUCUGGCUGGUGGUGGCCCUCAGCAAUGCCACCCAGAGCUUCACGGCCCCACGGUCAAACCAGGACGUCCCGGCUCCUGCCAACUUCUCCCAGAGGGGCUACUAUCUCACACUGAGGGCCAACCGGGGGCUGUACCCGGGUGGCCAGGCCAGAGGCCAGCUCCGUGUCCUCCGCGUCGGCAAUGAUACCCACUGCCAACCAACAAAAAUUGGCUGCAACCAUCCCCUCCCGGGACCCGGCCCCUACAGGGUGAAGUUCCUGGUGAUGAAUGACGAAGGACCCGUGGCUGAGACAAAGUGGUCCAGCGACACUCGCCUGCAGCAAGGUAGGGGCCAGAGGCUCCGCCUGCUCCCUGCUGGCUGGAGAACUUAA